This is a messenger RNA of Camelina sativa (false flax), 2777 nucleotides long. The record is from RefSeq and is a predicted model, not a curated record. Lineage: Eukaryota; Viridiplantae; Streptophyta; Magnoliopsida; Brassicales; Brassicaceae.
AAUUUAAAGAAUAUGGCGAGUCCCCGAGGGAUUCUUUUGGUCGCACUUAUAGCAGCUUUUGCUGUCAUUCACUUCGUUCAAGCUGAUCAUUUUCAUGAUCAAGAAGGGUUCAUCAGUUUGGAUUGCGGGUUAUCACCGAGUGAAACCUCUCCUUAUACCGAGCCGCAAACUGGGUUACGGUUUUCGUCAGAUUCAAAUUUUAUCCAAAGUGGAAAAAUUGGAAGAAUUCAGAAAAGUCUAGAGGAAGAGUACCUAACGCAACAUAUAACGCUAAGAUACUUUCCAGACGGAAUACGGAACUGUUACAAUCUUACCGUCAAGAAGGGAACAAACUAUUUGAUAAGAGCCAGAAAUGUAUAUGGCAAUUACGACGGCCUUAGUAGUUAUCCAAAAUUUGAUUUAUAUUUGGGCCCUAAUUUUUGGGUAACCAUAAACAUGGCAAAAUAUGCUGGAAACGGUACAUGGGAGGAGAUCUUUCACACUCCAAGAUCAAACUCAUUGGAUCUAUGUCUUGUUAAGACAGGCACAUCGACGCCGUUCAUAUCAGCCAUAGAACUAAGGCCAUUACCAAAUAACAGUUACAUCACCACAUCGGGUUCAUUGAAGACUUUCAACCGGUUUUACUUUAGCACUUCGAAAGAAGACCAUCAACGGUAUCCGAAUGAUGUGUAUGAUAGAAUGUGGAAACCAUACUUCGCAUCAUGGUGGAAGCAGAUUUCUACAAGUUUUACAGUAAACACCUCCGAUAGUUUUCUCCUACCACAGUUUACGGUCACAACCGCUGCAACCCCUGCAAAUACGAGUGCCCCUUUGAACCAUGCCAUCUAUCUUGAGUUCCCUACUUGUAAGGUUUUCAUGUACCUCCACUUAUCUGAAGUUCAAGCCUUACGGGCCAAUGAGUCUCGAGAAUUCGACAUUUUGUUGAGCGGAGAAUCUGUUUACGACUUUUAUAGCCCUAAAUAUCUACAGUCCAAUACGGUAGGAAACCCCUCUCCGAUCAUUUGUGAAGAUGGCAUAUGCAACUUAGAGCUGUCAAAAUCUAGUAAGUCUACUCACCCACCUCUUCUCAACGCCUUGGAAAUUUUCACAGUUGCCGAACUCCCACAGUCCGAAACAGAUGAAAAUGAUGUGGUUGCUAUUAAAAAGAUCAAAGCUACCUAUGGAUUGAGUAGAAUCUCAUGGCAAGGAGAUCCAUGCGUCCCUCGAGCAUUUUUAUGGGACGGACUAUAUUGUAGUGACUCAAAUACGUCUAUACCACCAAGAAUCACUUCCUUAAACUUGUCUUCAAGUGGAUUAACCGGAACCAUAGCACCCGGAAUUCAAAAUCUAACCCAUCUAGAAAAGUUGGACUUGUCAAAUAACAAUUUGACUGGGGCAAUACCAGAAUUUCUAGCUCACAUGAAAUCUUUGUUACUCAUAAACUUGAGCAAGAACAAUAUGAAUGGUUCAAUUCCACAAGCUCUUCGCGACAGAGAAAAGGAUGGAUUGAGAAUAUUUGUUGGCGAGGACGAGAUGAAUCAAUGUUCAUCUGGUUCAUGUGGCACAAAGAAAAAAUUCCCAACAAUGAUUAUUGCAGUAGCUGCUUCGGCGCUUGUGGUCAUCGCAGUGAUACUAGUUCUCAUAUUUGUUUUCAGGAAGAAAAAGGAACCAAGUCAUGUGGAAGCUACACCCUCAUCAAAAAUUGUGUCACGAGCGAUUGUCACGCCAACUAGUAUAUCGCCGAUAUCAAUCGAGACAAAAAACAGAAAAUUUACUUAUUUGGAAGUUAUGGAAAUGACAAACAACUUCCAAAGAGCUUUAGGGGAAGGAGGAUUUGGCAUUGUCUAUCAUGGUUAUUUAAAUGGUUCAGAGCAAGUAGCUAUUAAAGUACUUUCUGAAUCAUCAUCACAAGGCUAUAAACAUUUCAAGGCAGAGGUUGAGCUUCUUCUGAGAGUUCACCACGUGAAUUUGGUAAGCCUUGUAGGGUAUUGCGAUGAAAGAGAUCAUUUGGCUCUCAUCUACGAAUAUAUGUCUAAUGGUGACUUAAAAUAUCAUUUGUCAGGAAAACACAGUGGUUCUGUUUUGAGCUGGAGUACGCGACUAAGAGUAGCUGUCGAUGCUGCACUAGGAUUGGAAUACUUACACAUUGGAUGUCGACCAUCGAUGGUGCAUAGAGAUGUUAAAAGCACAAAUAUAUUGUUGGACGAGCGGUUCAUGGCUAAAAUUGCUGAUUUUGGUCUUUCAAGAUCUUGCCAACUUGAAUCUCAUGUUUCAACUGUUGUUGCUGGUACUCCAGGAUAUCUUGAUCCCGAAUAUUACAGAACAGGUCGGUUGGCGGAGAUGAGCGAUGUCUACAGUUUCGGGAUCGUAUUAUUGGAGAUGAUUACAAAUCAAAGUGUGAUUGACCAAAACCGUGAAAAAUCACACAUAACAGAAUGGGUGGCAUUUGCGCUUAAUAGAGGAGAUAUUACCAAGAUCAUGGAUCCUGAUCUUUAUGGCGAUUACAAUUCCCGUUCUGUUUGGAGAGCUCUUGAAUUGGCUAUGUUGUGUGCAUGCCCUUCAUCUGAAAAACGACCAAGCAUGUCACAAGUUGUUAGUGAAUUAAAAGAGUGUCUUAUUUCUGAGAACACAGUAAGACGUAAGAAUCAAGAUACGGACUCACAAAGCUCCUUUGAACUGAGCAUGAGCUUUGAUACCAAAGCAGUCCCUAGUGCACGGUAGUAUUUGCAAAGAAUUGUCGAUUUAUAUAUACUUGUGCGUAUAUUUCCUUUUCUUUUUGAAAAGAGCACUUCUAUUUC